UCUUAUAACCAAAAGAAGAGAGAAAAAUGGCUUCAUCAAAUCUAUUAGCGAUUAAGCUUUUUUCAUUCAUGGUGCUAUUCGCAAUAUCACAUGCUCAAUCCUUUUCUCCAGGUCGGAAACUAUUGCAGUACAUUCCUACUACGAAGUAUCCCCCGGAGAUGCCACCGGCGUACUCUCCUACUCCGGAGCUGCCACCAUCGUACACUCCAACUCCGGAGUUUCCACCGUCGUACAAUCUUGCUCCGGAGCUCCCUCCGUCGUACUUUCCUACUUCGAAGUUCCCAUCAUCGUACACUCCAACGCCGGAGCUUCCACCAUCGUACACUCCAACUCCAGAGCUGCCACCAUCGUACACUCCAAGUCCGAAGUCCCCACCACCGUCGUACAAUCCUACUCCUGAGUUCCCUCCAUCGUACUCUCCAACUCCGGAGCUGCCACCAUCGUACAUGCCUACGCCAGAGCUUCCUCCGCCGUAUUUUUCUGCUCCUCCACUAGCGCCUUAUUAAUCCAAAUUAUGGCGGUCCAUGCAUGAGAAUUUAAAGUUGGUCACACACACUAUCACACAUGAAAUAAACAAGGAUAUUGCUUUUACAAUUAUCAAAAAAAAAUAUACUGUAUACUUCAUUUUGAUCACCCUUUGCUAGCGAAUAAAAAAUGUUGCUCGAUGA
Brassica oleracea var. oleracea is the source of this 668-nucleotide messenger RNA. RefSeq names its product extensin-like. The coding region runs from base 27 to 506 and encodes 159 amino acids. The transcript is spliced from 2 exons. The record is from RefSeq and is a predicted model, not a curated record. Lineage: Eukaryota; Viridiplantae; Streptophyta; Magnoliopsida; Brassicales; Brassicaceae.